Dendronephthya gigantea is the source of this 2838-nucleotide messenger RNA. Its product is annotated as integrin beta-1-A-like. The transcript is spliced from 27 exons. The record is from RefSeq and is a predicted model, not a curated record. Gene Ontology annotation, biological process: cell adhesion mediated by integrin; cell-matrix adhesion; integrin-mediated signaling pathway. Gene Ontology annotation, molecular function: integrin binding. NCBI's taxonomy places the organism in Eukaryota, Metazoa, Cnidaria, Anthozoa, Malacalcyonacea, Nephtheidae. Bases 236 to 2599 code for a protein of 787 amino acids. Gene Ontology annotation, cellular component: integrin complex; focal adhesion; cell surface.
GAGCCAAGCUUUCCGGUAACAAGGCAUUUAGGGUUGUGGUUUACGAGUCCGAAGUCUUGUCAACCUGUUCGUUUCUGUCAAGAGUUUUUUCAUUUAAGCAAUCUAUUAUACAGUCCUUUGGGAUUGGAUGUCCGUUUGCUUGAAUUAUUAACGACUGUUCAUUGUGUUGGCUUGCGUAUAUAAACAUUCACAAAGCAGGUCGUUUGUAACAUACAUCAAGGCGACAGAAUCAAACAUGCAGGGGAAUACCAGGCUCUGGAAAUAUAGAAAUUAUUUCACUGCAGUGUUAUUGAUUUAUAACUCAAUUUAUAUUAGAGCACAAGGAAACCAAUGCCCACUGAAAUCAACUUGUCGAGAAUGUAUCCAGUACUCAGAUGCUGAAUGUACUUGGUGUUCAGAUGUGGACUAUACCAAACAAACAUCGCCAUUAGAAAGAUGUAAUUCAAUGGCUAAACAUAAACAGCAGAACUGUUCAAAUAUUAUUAAUCCUUUAUCUAAUGCAACUGCUACUAAGAAUGAGGAUUUAACAAAUACAACAAAAGUUAAACCACAGGAAGUUGUUAUUGCACUUAGGCCAGGGCAAAAACGAGAAUUUGAUAUAUCAGUUCGAACACCAGAAAAUUAUCCAGUUGAUGUCUAUAUGUUGAUGGAUAUGUCGUAUUCAAUGAAAGACAAUUUGAAGUCUGUUGAAACGCUAGGGCUUGAUCUAGGCAAAGAAAUGCUCAAUAUCACAUCUAGAUUUCGUGUUGGUUUUGGUACAAUGGUAGAUAAACCAAUGCUUCCGUUUUCUCAGUCAUCUGAAAGCUACUGGAUUAAACAAGGGCAAAAAGACAAAACCCGGCCUUUCUCGUCUCCCUGGGUGUUUAGGAAUGCAUUGUCAUUGACUGAAAACACGGAUGAGUUUGAGGCAAGUGUAAAGUCUUCAAAUUUGUCGGGCAGUAUUGACGGUCCAGAUGGUUGGGUCGAUACUCUAAUGCAAGUUGCUGUUUGUGAGAAAGCAGUAAAUUGGUCUCCAAAGGAGAGCGCAAGACGACUGGUUGUUAUUACAACUGAGGCAGACUUUCAUAUCGCCGGAGAUGGCUUGUUAGGAGGCUUGGUUCAACCUAGUGAUGGAAGGUGCAAGUUGGGGAGCGGUGAUACGUAUUUUGGUAAAGAGACGGACUAUCCCUCAAUAUCUUAUCUUCGUAAAGUGUUAUUAGAUAACAGCAUUGUUCCAAUUUUUGCCGUCGAUAGUACUUCUAUAGACAUCUACAAGAGAGUGGCCAGGUACUUUGGCAGACAGAUUGGUUCCGAAGCUGGUAUACUUUAUGACAAUUCAACCAAUAUCGUACAACUGAUUCGCAAUACGUACGAGAAAAUUGGUACAACUCAAACUGUUUUCCAUAACGAAGAAGAUACCAAAGACCUCAAAAUUGAAUACACUGCACAUUGUUUAAAUGGUAGUUUUCCAGGCACAACAUGUGAGAACGUCGCCAUUGGAGAGACGGUAAGAUUCACCGUUUCUGUGUCGUUAGAAAAAUGUCCAGCUGGUGGAAUGGGAUACACCAAAUUUUUUAUAACAACAGCUCUUGGUGAUAAAAUUCCUGUUAAAGUGACCUACCUUUGUGAUUGUGAUUGCACAAAUAUGACCGUUCAUAACUCGACGGAAUGCAGCGAACAAGGCUCCUUGACUUGUGGAGAUUGUGUAUGCAACGAUGGAUAUCUUCUUGAUAAGUGUGAUUGUCCUGAUUCAAGAAUAGACGAACACAAUGAAAAAUGUAGAGCAUCAAAUUCGUCGAGUAUAUGUAGUAAUGCAGGCAGAUGUUAUUGUGGGAAAUGCGAGUGUGACAAAAGAAAGGAGGCUGGUGAAGGUCGCUCAUAUGGCGAAUUUUGUCAAUGCAAUGAUCAGCUUUGCGAGUCCGAUGAAAAAGGACAAAUUUGUGGUGGCGAGGAACGAGGAUAUUGUGAUUGUAAUAAGUGCAGUUGUUUCCCUGGCUGGGAGGGCCCGUCUUGUAGCUGUCGCAAUGUAACCACGGCGUGUAUACAGAAUAAUGUGACAUGUUCUGGGCGUGGUCAAUGUGAAUGUGGGCUGUGUAUUUGUGAACCAAAGUUCUCCGGAACGUUCUGCGAGACCUGUGACGGUUGUAUAAAAGGCUGCUCGUAUUACAAGGACUGUGUGCGUUGUAAGAUAUAUCAAACUGGACCAUUGACUGGAGACUGUGAGAAGAGUUGCAAUGCCACAAUAACCAAAGUAGAUAACGUCGAAUCACAUGAAGGUCAGGGUACUACUUGCGUUGAAAUUGACGAUGAUGACGAUUGCACAUUCUCGUAUGUACUCAUUGAAGGAAGUGAAAAAGUUCAAAUUUACGCUGAAGAAGAGAAAAGAUGUCCUCGUGAAGAGGGUUAUCUAUUAAUUAUUAUUGGAGUUAUCCUGGGAAUCGUCGCUAUCGGAGCUGCUUUACUGUUAAUUUGGAAAUUGCUGGCAACUAUACAGGAUCGUCGAGAGUUCGCCAAGUUUGAACGUGAGCAGCAAAACGCGCGCUGGGACACAAGUGAAAACCCAAUCUUCAAACAGGCCACGACGACAUUCCAAAAUCCAACCUAUGGUGGCAAGGGCUAGACCACUUCAUUGACAAUGGUUGCUAGGCUUAUACUCAACAAAUAAAAUUAAAUGUGUAGGCGUUUUAGGUUCGAUGUUAGCGAUCAUCCGAUCCUAAAGGAAAAGACAGUGAGCUUGGAGUAGCGCAGAUGGGUUUUAGUAUAUAAUGAUUGUCUUGCAUAGAGAAGUUUUAUCGUAAAUUUUUAGCAUUUUUUAGUUUUGUAAUAAGUAAAUAGCAAUAAGUGAGUGUUUUCUCUGUU